CUCCUCUCCGGCGCAGUGAUCGCUGUGAGUGCUCAGGCCGUGGUGAAUGAGACUGAAGAAGAGUUCUUGUUUUGUACCUCAGUUUCUCCUCUUUUUUGGACCCGUUCUAUUUAAACUAGUUCGAAACCCGUCCGGAUCUGCUCUCCUCUCUCCCCCAGAGACCCGGGGAGCCUCUGUCGGCGCUGAGGCCACGCUGCGGACGCGGCGGAGUGGUUAUUGGGUUGUUUUUAAUAAUUAUUUAAUUAAUUGUGAGAGGAGGAGAAGAGGACCGCCGCUGCUCUGCCAGCAGUGCUGCAGUGGCACCCAGUUGAAAGCAAACUGCGCUUCUUUGAUGCUUCAAUUGGAUGGUCUUCCAACAGGAGCGGGUGGUAAGGCUGAACUUUGCCCUGACCCAGCUGUGAGACUGAGUGGACCCAUGAUGGAGCUCCAGAUCUUACAGGAGGCUCUGAAGGUGGAGAUCCAGGUCCAUCAGAAACUGGUGGCUCAGAUGAAGCAGGACACAGAGAAUGCUGAUCUGAAGAAACAGCUCCAUGAACUCCAAGCCAAAAUCACAGCGCUCAGUGAAAAACAGAAAAAGGUGGUGGAGCAGCUGAGGAAGGAGAUUCUGGUGAAGCAGGACCCGGAGAGCAAGCUGCCAGUCCACGGCCCACCAGGAGGGGGCGACCACAAGCUGGGAAGCCAGCCAAUGGGGGGUGACAACAAACAGGCUGGCCUUCUAACUCUGACCGUCACCCCGGUCCUCACGAAGACGAUACCUCUGGUCCUUAAAGCUGCAGCCACACCCACCCUACCGGCCGCAGUCCUGCCACAACGUACCCCUGCCGUUGCUAUGGUAACCACAGCCAUCAGCAAAUCGGACUCCAUGAAUGCCCCAAUAAACCUCCAGGUCACCGGCAAACCGACCAAUCAGAUCUCUGAGCCGGUGCGCCUCGUGGUGCAGGCUACCGCCAACUCCUCAGCCCAGCCAAUCAAAGUUCCUCAGUUUGUCCCUCCUCCUAGACUGACGCCUCGGCCCUCUUUACAGCCACAGGUCCGCCCCAAGUCCGUCCCGGUCACCAACGUGGCCAUCGCCCCAGCCCCGCCCCCCAUGAUGGCGGCGCCCGCGCUGCACCAGAGGCCUGUGAUGGUGGCAGCCAAGAUCGGGCCCUCCUCCGUCACCCCCAUCCACCAGCUGCGCAUCCUCAAUGGCCAGACCCCACCCACCACCCUGACGGGCAUCGUCAUCACCACCAGCGCCCGGCUAAACACCGCCCCCCACGGCGCCACACAGCCAAUCGGGAGUCCGGCGCCGCCCCCUCCCAGCUCCACACAACCAAUCAGCAGCCUGGACGCGGCCAAGAUGGUGAAGUUGGUGGGAGGACGAGAGCUCAAGACGGUAGUCUCCACCCCCUCUUUAACCCCGCCUCCCCGACAAAAGAGGGAGGAUAAUCCACAGAAACUGGCCUUCAUGGUGUCUCUGGGGCUGGUGACCUACGACCACCUGGAGGAGAUACAGAGCCGGCGGCAGGAGAGGAAACGCAGAACCACAGCCAACCCGGUGUACAGCGGCGCUGUGUUCGAACCCGAGAGGAAAAGAAGUGCAGUGAGCUAUCUCAACAGCCCUCUUCAUCAAGGGACCAGGAAAAGAGGUCGCCCACCCAAACACACCAACGUGCCGGAGCUGUGCAGCCUCACCCCGACUCCCCCCUCCAUCACGGCCCCCGACCAGCCCUCCCCCGCCCCCCCAGCCCACACCCUCCCCCUGCCUAGCCCCGCCUCCGGGGAUGGAGACGUCCAUGAGGACUUCUGCACUGUGUGCAGGCGCAGUGGGCAGUUGCUCAUGUGCGACACGUGUUCGCGUGUUUACCACCUGGACUGCCUGGACCCCCCGCUGAAAACCAUUCCUAAAGGCAUGUGGAUCUGUCCCAAAUGUCAAGAUCAGAUCUUAAAGAAAGAAGAGGCCAUCCCAUGGCCUGGCACCCUGGCCAUCGUUCACUCCUACAUCGCCUACAAAGAAGCUAAAGAGGAAGAGAAACAGAAGCUGAUGAAGUGGAGUUCUGAGCUUAAGAUGGAGCGAGAACAACUGGAGCAGCGAGUCAAACAGCUCAACAACUCCAUAACAAAAUACAUGGAAAACAAAAACAACAUGCUGGCCCGUCAGAAGGAGAUGAGCCAGGCCCUGGAGAAGGUCAAACAUCUGGUCCGUCUCAUCCAGGCCUUCAACUACAACAAGGCUCUUUUGGAGACGGAGCCCAUUGUCCCCACGGUGCAGGUCCCUGCAAUGCAGGUCCCCGCAGUGCAGGUCCCCGCAGUGCAGGUCCCCACCGCGCAGGUCCCCACCGAGCUGGUGCCCACCGCGCAGGUCCCCACCGAGCUGGUGCCCACCGAGCUGGUGCCCACCGCGCAGGUGCCCACCGCGCUGGUGCCCACCGCGCAGGUGCCCAGCGUGCUGGUGCCCAGCGUGCAGGUGCCCAGCGUGCUGGUGCCCAGCGUGCAGGUGCCCAGCGCGCUGGUGCCCAGCGUGCAGGUGCCCAGCGCGCUGGUGCCCAGCGUGCAGGUGUCCAGCAUGCAGGUGUCCAGCACGCUGCCCACCGUGCAGGUGUCCAGCGCGCUGCUGCAUACCGCGCAGUUGGCCAGUGCGCAGUUGCCCAGCGCGCAGUUGGCCACCGCGCAGGUCCCUACCGCGCAGGUCCCUACCGCGCAGGUCCCUACCGCGCAGGUCCUCACUGUGCAAGUCCCAACAGCGCAGUUCCCCAACUCGCAGUUCCCCGUCGCGCAGGUCCCCGUCGCGCAGGUCCCCGUCGCGCAGGUCCCCGUCGCGCAGGUCCCCGUCGCGCAGGUCCCCGUCGCGCAGGUCCCCGUCGCGCAGGUCCCCGUCGCGCAGGUCCCCGUCGCGCAGUUCCCCGUCGCGCAGGUCCCCGUCGCGCAGGUUGUCCCCCACGCGCAGGUCGCCCCCGUCAAGCAGGCCAUCCCCACCGCGCAGGUCCCCACCGCGCAGGUCUUUGUGGCAGAGGUCACUACAAGGCUUGUCCCCGUCGCGGAGGUCCCCGCCACGCAGGUCCCCGCCACGGAGGUCCAACCUCCUGUGGAAACGGAGGCCGGUGUCCCCCCCGCAGAGCCCCCGGUGGUGGCAGUGGAGUCGGGGGAGGCUGCGGUCGCAGCCCCGCGGCCCUCUGCUGUGGCCCGACCAGCGGAGCAGGAGGAGGUCCGGGACCCCAUCCCUCAGAUACACGCAGAGACCAGCGGGGCGUGCCCUGAGGAGGACGACCCCCAGGGGCCCGGGGGGCCCGCUGUAGAGACCAAGGCGGGGCCGGGCGGCUCGAAGGCGGCUGCCACCACCAACGGUACGGCCGAGUCCGCCGCUCACGGGGCCGGCGCGGCCCCCAGGGCGGAGGGCACCUCGGGGGCCUGCGGGGCCUCAGAGGCGGCGCCAGAGGUAGAGGCGACCGACGGCAACAACAGCAAAACCUCAGGGUCGCGCCGCCCCCCCCUCCUGGACCCACUCUGUACUCUGGACACUAAGAAGUAA
This is a messenger RNA of Gadus chalcogrammus (walleye pollock), 3508 nucleotides long. It is a transcript of the gene phf21ab, whose product is annotated as PHD finger protein 21Ab. Lineage: Eukaryota; Metazoa; Chordata; Actinopteri; Gadiformes; Gadidae. Gene Ontology annotation, biological process: negative regulation of transcription by RNA polymerase II. The record is from RefSeq and is a predicted model, not a curated record. Gene Ontology annotation, molecular function: chromatin binding. The transcript has 19 exons. Gene Ontology annotation, cellular component: histone deacetylase complex. Bases 47 to 3508 code for a protein of 1153 amino acids.